UCUUCGCGUACAUCUCCUCCCAGAAGGCAACGCAACACAACUCAACAACAAACCGGAAACACUUCGCCUAUAAGCCAAAGUGCCGCUGCAUCCGAUGUGCAGCAUCCAUCAGCAAACGUCUAACCAACGACAGCGCGAAAGUCAGCCAUCGGUCGCAAGAUCAUCACCUACUAUUUUGCCGUGCACAAUUGGGAGGGCUGCAACCACCGUGUUGUAAGCGCUCGGAAUCGAUUUGGAUGGAAGUAUGAACCAAGAGCCUUUCACAUACGCCUUAUCGCAGAUCAGUCACUUAGUGUCGAACGUGAACAAGAAGAACACCGCGGCCACAGUUCGUCAGCUAGCGCAGUUGGUGAAGGACUUCGGACUAGAAGCCGAUCGUCACUUGCUGCGUUGCUUAUUCUCGUCGAUUGACUUUGGGGACGCCACACAUUCCGCUUCCAGAGGUUAUUGCCAGGCUCGCUUACUGGCCACUGAACUCGCGAGCCUGACAAACAAACCGCAGCUGGUAGCCAACAUUUGCUUCGCCGUCGACAAUCCAUUCUCGCAGCAAAAGUCCCUGAAGCCAACGGCGAACCUGCUGACACAGAUCACGAAAACACUGUCUUGCACACCGAUCCAGGAAACCGCACUGUCCAUUGCACUUUUGAACUCGGAACAUCCUGAAACAGUGCGGCUUGCGGAAACGCAUCUCAAAACCUGCCUUCGGGGGCUGAUAGAAAACUACGUCGAAUCUGAUCCUGGCAGCAACGUAGAGGGAAACCUAAACGACGUUUCGCCAGAAUUCUUACAGCAAAUACUGUCCCUGAUUUCGUACGGCAAACACUCCACUUACGGCCUUUCGGAUCAAACGUACGAACGGUUCAGAAAUCAGUUGUGUCGCGAUUUUCCGCGCGAUCGCGUACCGCUCAUUCUCGCACCGCUUCUGUACGCAGAAAAUUCAGAAAUAUCUGCCGAAAUAUUGAAAAUUAACACACAUAGCAUCCUACAAUCAUCGAUCAUGAAAACGUCCUGGACGAAUCUGGUUGUGGAAGUUGGCUACUCCUUCACGGCUACCCUUGACGAUUGCCGGAACCAUCUGCUGAAGGUUGGAGGACGAGAAAUAACUCCCCAGGAUGUGGCGAAGAUUAUGUCCUCCAUGUGCUUGACGCAUGAAACCCUAUCGGAGAGUAAUAUAAACUUGCCUACGCCGAGUACAUUCUGGUCGCAGGGCAAUGAUCCGUCGGGCCAAAAAGGCAAGGAUGGCAAUGGGGGGUCGUCAGCAUCGGAAAACACCACCUGGAAACCGGAAGUGCUGGUACAGGCAUUGAAGGAAGUGGUUCCUAACUUGAACUGGAAGGAGGUAUGUCUGGCAUUGGACCAUCCGGAAUUUAUGUUGAAAGACCGGGCGGGGCUGUCUUUGCUGUUGACGAUCGUCAAGAUGGGCAUGCAGUCGAGUAAUAUGGGACAGAACUUCCCGGUCGAAUGUCUGUACCAGCGGUGGACCAAUGUAGAGGGACAGCUGUCGAUCAUCUCACAGAUUUUGAAAAAUCAAGACCUUUACUCGUUUGCCGAUCACAUCUACACAAGCGUGUCGCUGGAGCUGCUUAAGACGCCACCGGAAACUGAUAAAGAGGUGGCAUCAUGGAUUUCGCUGCACCUGGUUGACGUGCUGCUAUACAUCGCGGAUCAUGCAAAUUUGAGCGAGAAGGUUAUGAAAAUCUUCAAAGUGCCGGGAACAAUCUGUCCGGAUAUACUGUUUUUAGCGCUGCUACAAAUCAACCCUCCGAUGACGACGGCAAGACAGGAACUGUUCACAAACCUGCUUCCGAUCUUCUUGGGCAAUCACCCGAACUCGGGAACCAUCCUGCAUCACGCCUGGAACCAUUCGACAUUUAACGUGACGUUGCGUCCAAUCAUACUGCACGGAAUGGCCGAUUGGUACAUGGUGGGAGAGGGUGACCAAUCGCGACUCUCUCGCAUUCUGGAUGUAGCGCAGGAUUUGAAGGCAUUGUCGAGUCUGUUGAAUAUUCGCUCAUACAUGUUCAUCAUCGAUCUCGCUUGUUUGGCCUCGAGACGUGAAUAUCUCAAGCUGGAGAAGUGGUUAGCGGACAAAAUCCGCGAGCAUGGUGAACCGUUUGUGAAGACGAUACUUAAAUUUCUGCAACGCCGCUGUCCACAAAUCAUGGGCGGGAAGUACAACGAGGAACAGAUCCCGAAGUCGGCUCAGCUGCCACCGGAAACACUGAGCACUAUUCUGAACUGUUUGCAAACUUGUAUCGGCAACUGCACGCCCGAGGUGGCGGAAAUGAUACACAACAUGACGCAGUACGGAUUGUUGCUGAACUCGAAGACGCGCGUCCAGCAACAACAGCAACAGCAGCAACAACAGGCGCCACAGCAGCAACCACCACCGCCAGGUGUGCUACGAUCCCACCGAGGGCUGGAAGCGUUCGGUCCGAAUGCAAUGAGCAGCCAACUGUUGCAACCCACCAUGGUGGAUUCGUUGAACAGUCUUACAGCGAACAUCGGCGGGCUUAGUAUCGGUGGACCAGGCGGCGGAAACAGUGCGUUCAGCUUCAACAACAUCAUAACUACGCCGGCUUCACCGUCGCGAUUGCUCCCAUCGAGCAGUCCAUUCCCGAUGAUGCCACUUCCGCCGGGUGCGGCAGGUGCGGCACAGGCAGGCCCGCUUGGCCGAUUGCAGCAAGCGUCGAACGAUAAGCUGGGUGCAGGCGGAGGUGCUGGCAUUCCGAACACCGCCAUCACCCAAUCGCCGUUCCAGGCGGAAGCUGCUGCUCAGCCAGUUUCGAAGGAGGUGGAAGAUGAAGCGAACAGCUAUUUCCAGCGAAUCUACAAUUUGCCACCGCAUCCGACAUUAUCGAUUGAUGAAGUGCUUGAUAUGCUGCAGCGUUACAAGGAUUCACCGAAUCGACACGAGAACGACGUCUUUCAGUGCAUGCUACGCAAUCUGUUCGAGGAGUACAAGUUCUUCCCUCAGUAUCCAGACAAAGAGCUACAGACGACGGCACAGCUGUUUGGUGGGAUGGUAGAACGAAAUCUCGUAACGACCUACGUUGCCCUCGGGCUUGCGCUGCGUUGUGUUUUGGAUGCCCUCAAAAAACAGGAAGGGUCCAAGAUGUACUAUUUCGGCAUAACGGCGCUGGACCGCUUUAAAAACAAAUUGCACCUCUACCCGAAGUAUUGCGAGUAUGUACGUUCGAUUCCCCAUUUCAGCGAGUUCCCACCGCAUCUGAUUGAUUACAUCGAUUACGGUGUCCGAGGCCUGGAUCCGCCGAACAAAACCCUUGGCCCGGGACCAUUGCCACCACCAAUCUUACAGUUCAUCCCGAGUGGUGCAGCUGGUCGUGGACCGGUCGGCAAUCCACUGUACCGAAGCAAUUCUGUAACCGGCACCAGCAACCUUACGCUGGCAGGAGUUUCAACGUCUGCUUCUGCCGCAGCCGCUGCAGCAACGGCAGCCUCCAGUGCUGGAAGCAGUUCGGGUACGCCAGGAAAGCUAAAUCUUACCGCGCAGCUAGUGGCCCCCGGUGGAAGUGGAGGUGUUGGAGGUGUGGCUGGUAGCAGUGGCAGUGGUGCUGGCAGUGGCACCGGUGGUGGACAGCCGCCUCGUGUGAAAUCAAUCGCAAACGCAACGAACAUAGACACACUGCUGGUUGCGACACAGGAUCGUGAAGAAAACAUCAUCGCGCCGCCGGACGCUAUUCAGGACAAGACCGCGUUCAUAUUCAACAACCUGAGCCAGAUCAAUCUGCAGCAAAAAUGUGAAGAGAUUAAAGAAAUUCUGCAGAAAGAUUACUACAGCUGGUUGGCACAAUAUCUCGUCAUGAAGCGCGCCUCCAUCGAAGUGAACUUCCACGUGCUGUAUUCCAACUUUCUCGAUGCGCUCAAAAUUCCGGAAAUCAAUAAGCUCGUUACGAAAGAAACGUUCCGCAAUAUCCGAGUGCUACUGCAAUCGGAUAAAGGUAUAGCGAAUUUUUCCGACCGCUCACUAUUGAAAAACCUUGGCCACUGGUUGGGAAUGAUGACGCUCGGUAGAAACAAACCGAUCUUGCAUCUGGACAUCGACGUGAAGUCGUUGCUGGUGGAAGCGUACAACAAGGGACAGCAGGAGCUGCUGUACGUAGUACCGUUUGUGGCGAAGGUGUUGGAAUCGUGUGCCAAGAGUAAGGUGUUCAAACCGCCAAACCCGUGGACGAUGUCGAUUAUGAAUAUACUCGCCGAGCUGCACCAAGAACCGGAGCUGAAGCUGAAUCUGAAGUUCGAGAUCGAGGUACUGUGCAAGAACCUCAACAUCGACGUGAGUGAUCUCAAACCCGCGAUCUACCUAAAGGAUCCGGAGCGUGCGCAAAAUCUCAAUUACCAACUGUCACAGCCGAAGCCGAAAGAGGCACCCGCAGUAAUGCCGGGGGCAGGAGUCGCUGGAAUCGGUGUUGGAGGUGGUGGUGGUGGUGGUGCCGGCAGUGGUGUAGUUGCGGUAGUGUCCCAACUUCCACCCGGUCCGGAUGAGAUGGGCUCAAGUGGCCCAUCUAGCUCACCGGCCAAUGUGGCGAUGGAUCCAGCACUAGCAGCAACAGGACCACCGGAACCUCGGUUCCACUACUCGGACAUCAACAUUGCAAAUCCGAGCUGCAUCACCCAGCACAUCCUCUAUCACCCGACCAUUACCAUUCUGCACACACAAUCUCAUCUGAAGGUGAUUGUAAAGAACAGUCUGGAGCGGACGAUAACUGAAUGGAUAUCGAUGAUUGUUGAACGCAGUGUUAAGAUUGCAUCGAAAACGACCGAGCAGAUCAUCCGUAAAGACUUUGCGCUUGAUUCCGACGAGACUCGUAUGCGACGCGCGGCGCACAAUAUGGCGCGUAGUCUGGUGGCUGGUAUGGCGAUGAUCACUUGCCGUGAUCAAAUGUUGCAAAGCAUCCAGAACAAUAUCAAAACGGGCUUCCUGGCAGCGCUUUCACACGCACAAAAGGAUAGCAUCGAGGGAGCCGCCACACAGCUGGCCUUGGACAACAUCGAGCUGGUGUCAGCCUUCAUCCAAAAGACCGCCAUCGAGAAGGUGGCCAUCGAGAUGGAAAAAAUUCUGGCAGAAGAUUUUCAGCUGCGCAAGAUUGCUCGGCAGGAAGGCCGACGCUAUUGGGAUGCUAGCGUACUAUCGUACCAGACGGAACGAAUGCCGGAGCAUAUUCGGCUCAAUGUCGGCGGUAUCUCGCCGAGUCAGUUGGCUGUGUAUGAAGAGUUUUCGCGCAACAUUCCUGGCUUCCUACCGAUCACGGAACGCGACGUGGCUCAGUUUGCACCGAAGAUAUCGGAGUUGCUUCCAUUUGUCGCUACACCCGACGAAAUUGGUGCAAUGUACGAUGAGCUAGCUAGCAAGAUGGAUGCUUUCAUCAAGGCGACACGCAUCAUUCCCAUACUGCAGCUUCAUACGAACAACAUGGAACAGUUGCUGGAAUAUUUGAUUCACGCGCACCGUUCGUUGGACAACUUAACAGGGUGUACGCUGUUGAAUAAAGCGGUGGAAGGAUUGCUGGAAGGUUUGGUGAACAUACCGGACCAGCUCGAGCACAUCAAGCUUUACCGCGAUAUUCAUCUGCGCGUGAUGCGCCUUAUGCAAGAUAACCGACUGUUUGGGCCGUUGUGGACGAACAAAGCCAUCACACGAUACAUGUUGGAGUGCCGCGAAGAGCUGCGCUAUAAUGUGGAAGCGGUCGAUUUACUGAUUUCAUCGAACUUCGUCAAUAUGCAGCAGUUCGACAUCAUGUUGGUGCAGCUGAUGGACAAUGGUAACAAUUAUGUGGCAGUCGUGUUUGCGAUGCAGUUGCUGCAGACGUUCUUUAUCGACGAACGCCACAACUCGUCCAUCACCGAGAAUGAGCUGGCAAGCACCAUCGAAAUGUUGCACCGCUUGACCGCACAUCCGCGUGCGCCGGAAGGGUUAACACAUCUGAUCGAAAUGCUCCGUGCCAACCACGAUCCAAACUCGUUCCUUAUGGAUCGCGCUGUCGUUGGACCAACAUCCUACAUUCAUGCGGGUUUAGCGCAAGCAAGGUCGGACAUUGACGAUUCACCUGGUUUUCUGGAACGGGCCGAAUUUCUUCUCAAGGAUUGGGUUACGAUUGCAUUAUCACCGAACAGCUGCCGUGAUCCGCUCAAGGGUUUCAGUGUGUUUGUUGGCAAGAUGAAUGCCCACGGCUUUCUAAAAGGCGACGAACCGCUGAUACGAUUCUUCCGCUUUGCUACGCAGUACUGCAUCGAUCUAACGUAUCGCAACAUGAACGAACUGAAUUCAAAAGCGAAAAUUUUCCAGUUCAUCGAUGCGUACGUGCGGUUGAUCGCGCUACUGGUGAAGCAUUCGGGUGAAGGUGUCAACACGAACACGAAGCUGAAUCUGUUGAAUAAGAUUCUUGGUAUUGUCGUCGGUAUUCUGUUGCACGACCAGGACGUCCACGCAACGACCUUCCAGCAGAUGGGUUAUCAACGAAUCUUUGCUAUGCUUUUCCUUGAGCUGACCACGCAAGAUCCAAUUUUGGAGAAUAUCAGCAUCAGUGUUAUCACCGCGUUCUGUCACACGUAUCACAUUCUGCGUCCAUCGGCUGCACCAGGAUUUUGCUACUCCUGGCUAGAACUGAUCGCGCACCGUGUCUUCAUCGGACGUGUUCUUGCGCUGAUCCCUCAGCAGAAGGGUUGGCACAUGUAUUCGCAGCUGCUGAUCGAUCUGUUUAAAUACCUUGCGCCGUUCCUGCGUAACGCCGAGCUAGCAAAACCGGUACAGCAUCUGUACAAGGGAACGCUGCGUGUGUUGCUGGUGUUGUUGCACGAUUUCCCCGAAUUUCUAUGCGACUAUCAUUUCGCAUUCUGCGAUGUCAUUCCAUCGAACUGUAUCCAGAUGCGCAAUCUGAUUCUCUCGCCGUAUCCACGAAAUAUGCGCUUGCCGGAUCCAUUCACUCCGAAUCUAAAGGUGGAUAUGUUGAAUGAUAUUGGCGGAUCACCGCGCAUUUCCAUCAACUACGUUUCCUCCAUCCAGCCUGCAAGCUUCAAAAAAGAUCUCGACUCGUAUCUGAAGGCCCGCGCUCCAGUCACCUUCCUGUCCGAGAUGCGCUCGAAUUUACAGAUUUCGAAUGAGGUUGGAUCGCGCUAUAAUAUACCGCUGAUGAACGCGCUGGUCCUGUACGUUGGCACCCAAGCCAUUGCUCACAUUCGAUCGAAAAAUUUGGGCCCAACAAUGUCCACGAUCAUCCACAGUGCUCAUAUGGAUAUUUUCCAGAACUUGGCAGUGGAUCUGGACACCGAGGGACGCUAUUUGUUCCUGAACGCGAUUGCCAACCAGCUACGCUAUCCGAACAGUCAUACGCAUUACUUCAGCUGUUGCAUUUUGUAUCUGUUCGCUGAGGCAAACUCGGAAGCCAUCCAGGAACAAAUCACCCGUGUUCUUCUCGAACGCUUGAUCGUUAAUCGUCCGCAUCCUUGGGGCUUACUGAUCACCUUCAUUGAGCUGAUUAAAAAUCCGAUUUACAAAUUCUGGGAUCACGAUUUCGUUCAUUGUGCACCGGAAAUUGAGCGCCUCUUCGAAUCCGUGGCAAAAUCGUGCAUGGUCGCUAGCAAAAGCCAGCAGCAAAUUCAAAACGUCGAGCCUGAUAUUACGGAGUGUAACUAGAUGGUGGCGAGAAAAAAUUUAAUCAGAUUAGACCCCAUCAUUUCAUCGAUACCCACACUCCCUAAGGAACGAUAAAUACUUCAAACUUGGCGUGUGUUACAUCGGUUGACGAUAAAAGAACAGCAGGUGUACAUACGUUUCCAAGUUUAUAUACUACAUAAAAUGGAAAAGAUGUCUACCAUUUUAAAAACAGGAGGAAAAUACUCUAACAAGCAGAAACCAAGAUCAGCAUGUAAAUUGUAACAAGAAAAAAUGUCGUUCGGUUUAAUACAGCAAACGAAUCGAGCAUGUUUUGCAUUUUCCAUUGCCUUCGGAGUGGCCGCUGAAGGUAAUGAAACUACUGCAAAACAAGACAAAACCGCUGUCCAAUGUAAUUUAAUGUACAGAGAAAAGCUGUAAAGCAAUGAAUGAGGGAAAGUGGCGUUAUAGGGGCGUAUCUGGUUCCACCAGUUCAUUUUACAAUGUGCGGUAGGGCAGGUAUUUAGAGCAGUAAUGUGUAGGAUAGGGUUUGUCGUAAUAAUUGAAAUAAAUGAUAGA
This is a messenger RNA of Anopheles moucheti, 8191 nucleotides long. It is a transcript of the gene Not1, whose product is annotated as CCR4-NOT transcription complex subunit 1. Gene Ontology annotation, biological process: nuclear-transcribed mRNA catabolic process, deadenylation-dependent decay. Gene Ontology annotation, cellular component: CCR4-NOT core complex; P-body. NCBI's taxonomy places the organism in Eukaryota, Metazoa, Arthropoda, Insecta, Diptera, Culicidae. The record is from RefSeq and is a predicted model, not a curated record. Bases 245 to 7654 code for a protein of 2469 amino acids. Gene Ontology annotation, molecular function: molecular adaptor activity. The transcript has 12 exons.